GCGCGUGGCUUCCCAAAAGAAGACUAAAGGCUUCUGUUUUUUUUCAAGUAAUAUCAAAUUCAUCAACACUGUUCACCCCACAAGUGAAAACUCUGUGUAGGAGGUAGACAAAGCUGCUCUUGCUAUGUCAGUAUGCCACCUUUUGUACGAGAGAAAAAGGCCCGAACCUCAUUAGCAUGACUUUUGAAUGAGCUUGUCAUUAGCACUGAGGAGGGGCGUCUGGGCUUUUUUUUUAUAUUUAUAUUUUAGAACUCAUAGGACACAUUAGUUAAUUGACUUCCGUCCUUCACUCAUCAAAAUGGUAUGUCUGCAUAAAACUUUCGCAUGCGGCCACAAAGAACUACCUGUUGUUCAUUAAAGGUCCAGAGAAGUCUCCUUGGAGAUGACCUGCCGCAGGAGACUAAUUAAUGGCAGAGAGCAUCACAUCAACCCUUUAAGAGCAGGAGCAAAGAGCAGAAUUAGUGGUUUUGUGUCAUGUUUGUGGUUGGCCUGAAUGACGUCCAUCGGUGUGGACACCACAGAACAAUAUAAAAGACAUUUCUUCUUCCCCUGGGAAGAUAAGAAGAUCAGAUGACUCCCCUUCACACAAGCCGGAAGAUGCCGUGGUUCCCCAUCAACUUCCAGAAAGCUACUGGGAUGGACACGUCUAACAAGAAAGUCUUGGUGCUGGUUUUGAUGUUGCUGCUGUCUCACCUGGCAUGUGAUGCUCACAGCAUGGCUGAGUGCUGCAGACAACCAGCUCGCUCCUGUCACCUCUAUGCAUUGCUGUGUCGCUCCGGCAGCAAGAACUUAGGGGGAACACUCACAGGAGACGCCGCCGCUGGCAUCCUUACUCUGGGUAAACGGAAAGAAGAUGAGCAUCUCUUGCAGAGCCGACUCCACCAGCUCCUCCAAGGCUCCAGGAACCAAGCAGCAGGGAUCCUGACAAUGGGGAAGAGGACUGAAGAGAGGGCUGGAGACCAGUAUAUGGACUGGAUGGCUCAGUCAGGAUCUAUCAUCACGACGCCACUGCCUGUUUUAAGCUAAAUACCUCAAGGCAUUAGUACACUGGGACUCUGGUAAAAUGUAGUUGGAUUUAUUAGUAAUAAUUAUUAUUAUUUUUUUAUGCUCACGUAAAAACUAUUUUGUGAUUUUCUUUGAACUUUGCCUUUUUGAAUGUGAUUUGCUGUGCAGUGCACUGGCCUAUCAGAUAAUAUUAGGAAGAUGUGUAAUAUUAUACAUAUAUGGAAAAGGCCUUGUGGUGUA
Sander lucioperca (pikeperch) is the source of this 1245-nucleotide messenger RNA. RefSeq names its product hypocretin (orexin) neuropeptide precursor (gene hcrt). Lineage: Eukaryota; Metazoa; Chordata; Actinopteri; Perciformes; Percidae. The coding region runs from base 571 to 1026 and encodes 151 amino acids. The record is from RefSeq and is a predicted model, not a curated record. The transcript is spliced from 2 exons. Gene Ontology annotation, biological process: neuropeptide signaling pathway; feeding behavior.